AUUGUUAAGCCUUUCUAAUUUUUAAUUGAAUUCAAUUUAGUAAUUUGUGGAAAUUUCGAGUGAGAACAGUUACAGACACAGGUGGUGAUAAUCAAAUCGCGCGCAAAUGAAUAUGCCACCCUGGACAUAUAUCGCAUGCUGUAUCGGCCUAUCGGUGCGAUAAAUCGAUAAGCCACACAUAAGUUCACUUUGGAUUUGGAAUUGCAGCCUUGGUGUCGUCGCUUUGCACCAGCAAACCAGCCGACCAACAAAAAUUUUUUAUUCCAAAAAUAUACGUACGCGCGUGAAUCAUACGCGACGUCUCGACUCACGACACGCACAGCAAAAAGAAAAAAUCGAGUGUACAUAGUAUAACAUAUAAAUAUACAAAAUAUUCAGUUAUUGAAUUUUUGUAUUACACGUAUACGCAUACGCAACGAGAAUUUAUUGCAGUAAUUGCCGCCCCGCAUCGCCCCGCGCCGCGUUUCCCCCUCCGCCCCCCGUCUGUGCUGUCUGUUACUAAAAUUUGUAUUAAUAGUUGUGUUCCAUCUGUGUUCAGUUCAAAAUGUUUAGUUUUCUGAAGCGCGAGACUAAAAACCAAGAGGUUGUCGAGAACGUCAUUGGCGAGCUGAAAAAGAUUUAUCGCAGCAAAUUGUUGCCGCUGGAGGAGCAUUAUCAGUUCCAUGACUUUCACUCGCCCAAGCUGGAGGAUCCGGAUUUCGAUGCCAAGCCCAUGAUAUUGCUGGUCGGCCAGUAUUCGACGGGCAAGACGACCUUCAUACGCUACCUGUUGGAGCGAGAUUUUCCGGGCAUUCGGAUCGGGCCGGAGCCGACAACAGAUCGCUUCAUUGCCGUCAUGUACGAUGAUAAGGAGGGCGUAAUACCCGGCAAUGCGCUGGUCGUCGAUCCCAAGAAACAGUUCCGACCGCUCUCCAAAUAUGGCAACGCAUUUCUGAAUCGAUUCCAAUGCUCGACGGUGGCAUCGCCCGUGCUGAAUGCCAUCUCGAUUGUGGACACGCCCGGCAUCCUGUCGGGCGAGAAGCAGCGCAUCGAUCGCGGCUACGAUUUUACCGGCGUGCUCGAAUGGUUUGCGGAACGUGUCGAUCGCAUCAUUUUGCUGUUCGAUGCACACAAGCUGGACAUAUCCGACGAGUUCCGGCGCUCGAUUGAGGCGCUCAAGGGGCACGACGAUAAGAUCCGGAUCAUACUGAACAAGGCGGACAUGAUUGAUCAUCAGCAGCUGAUGCGGGUCUAUGGCGCGCUGAUGUGGUCGCUGGGCAAGGUGCUGCAGACGCCGGAGGUGGCGCGCGUCUAUAUUGGCAGUUUCUGGGAUCAGCCGCUGCGCUUCGAUGCGAAUCGCCGGCUCUUCGAGGACGAGGAGCAGGAUCUGUUCCGUGAUCUGCAAUCCCUACCGCGCAAUGCGGCUCUGCGCAAGCUGAACGAUCUGAUCAAGCGGGCGCGCCUGGCCAAGGUGCAUGCGUUUAUCAUAGCCGAGCUGCGCAAGGAUAUGCCCUCGGUGUUUGGCAAGGACAGCAAAAAGAAGGAUCUGAUCAAGAACCUCGGCCAGGUGUACGAUCGCAUUCAGCGCGAGCACUCCAUAUCGCCGGGCGAUUUCCCCGACAUCAAGAAAAUGCAGGAGGUGCUGCAGCACCAGGACUUUACCAAGUUCCAUUCGCUGAAGCCGCAUCUGCUCGACAUUGUGGACAACAUGCUGGCCAAGGACAUAGCGCGUCUCAUGGAAAUGAUACCACAGGAGGAAAUGACGCUCGUCCAAGACCCAAUCGUCAAGGGAGGUGCCUUCGAGGGCGUCAUCGACGACAAUGUCUCGCCGUUCGGUUACAUGAAGGGCGAGGGCAUCGAUGCCGGUUGCGGCGAGCACGAAUGGAUAUGCAACAAGGAUAAGCCGCGCACAGAUGCCAUCUUCAACGGGCUGGGACCGGUAGAUGGCAAAAUCUCCGGCUCAACUGCCAAGCAGGAGCUCAUCAAAUCGAAACUGCCCAACUCGGUGCUUAGUAAAAUCUGGAAAUUGUCCGACAUCGAUUGCGAUGGUUUUCUGGACAUUGAUGAAUUUGCGCUGGCGAUGCACUUAAUCAACGUCAAGCUGGACGGCUGUGAGCUGCCCAAUGCCCUGCCCGAGCACUUGGUGCCGCCGUCGAAGCGUUUCGCCUAAUCCUCUCUGGCAUUCAUACAGAAUUCGCACACCCUUCCCUACCACACACACAAAAGACCGAGCUCCUAUGGAAUAAUAUGCUGCACUCGUGUUUCUUGUUUCGUUUCGUUUCGCAGAAAUUGUCUUUUUAUAUGUACUUUAUUUGUCUAUAAAAUUGCUAAACUGGGUUUUUUUUAGCCCCAUCAAAGCAUUGUGGCAUAAAACUAAAUAAUAUCAGAGAAAAAAAAAUCAAGCAUGCAUAAAUUCAUAGAAUUUACACAAGAAAUAUUUUUGGAUAACAAUCAAUUUUAAAUUGUACAGCGAGAAGGAAUUAAUAAUACAUAUAUGAAAAAACUAGCUAGUGGAAUUAUACAAAAUGAAACAAUUCAGUCCUGUAUAUGCGCCGCCUAGAAAGAAAGAAAAAGCCGACGUCAAAUGUUGAUUUAAGAGAAAAGUACAUAAUAAUCACUUGUUCAAUGAUAUAAUAAUAAUAAUAAUGAAUAAUGAAAAAAGGCACUAAAUAAAAACGUAUACAAUAUGUAGGCUUAAA
This is a messenger RNA of Drosophila montana, 2678 nucleotides long. It is a transcript of the gene Past1, whose product is annotated as putative achaete scute target 1. The record is from RefSeq and is a predicted model, not a curated record. The transcript has 3 exons. Gene Ontology annotation, biological process: endosomal transport; endocytosis. Gene Ontology annotation, cellular component: cytoplasm; plasma membrane. Bases 545 to 2149 code for a protein of 534 amino acids. NCBI's taxonomy places the organism in Eukaryota, Metazoa, Arthropoda, Insecta, Diptera, Drosophilidae. Gene Ontology annotation, molecular function: calcium ion binding; GTP binding; protein binding.